UAGGGAUUGAAUAGAAAUAGUUUGUGCCCUUGUGAGGGUAGCCAUUUUCUUUUCCCAUUUUUCCACUCCUCCUCUUCAUAUUGUAGUACAAGUCUUCAAUUCUUUUUCCUCUCAGUCCUUGCAUACGGAUACAUCAUGGCGCCCAAACCUAAGCCACCCGCAAAGGAAGAAAAAAAGGCUGCUCCUGCUGCUGCAGCUGCACCUAAGCCAGAGGCUAAGAAGAAGCCAGCAGAUAAACCAGCGGCUGCUGCUGGACCUGCACCCAAGGCAGCCAAGACUGCAGCUGCACCUAAGGCUGCCGCUGCUGCUCCUAAGGCUGCUGCUGCCCCUAAGGCCGCUGCUGCUCCCAAAGCAGGAGCCAAGGCCCCAGCUGCUGCACCUAAAGGAGGCAGUUCCAAAACUCCUGCGGCUGCCCCGAAGAUUGCAACCAAAGCUGGUGCUGCCAAGCCUGCUGCUGCCAAGCCUGCUGCUAAGGGAGCUGCUGCUAAAGGUCCUGCUGCUAAGGCUGGAGCUAAAGCAAAAGUCCCCGCUGCUGCUGCCAAAGGAGCUGCAAAGGGUAAUCAGAAACCUGCUGCUAAAACAGCAACAAAGGCACCAGCCAAAACAGGAUCUAAGGCUGCUGCUAAGUCAACAACAAAGACUGCACCUAAAGGAGCUGCUAAAUCUGCUGGUUUGAAGAAGGGUGUUGCUGCUGGUAAAGUUGUUAAGGCCAAGAGUGCUGCCACUAAGGCCUUGUCCACACAGAGAAAGGUUAUCAAGGGCCUUCAUGGAACCCGAACAAGGAAGAUCCGCACUUCUGUGCAAUUCAGGCGUCCCAAGACUUUCCGACCCCCCCGCAACCCGAAAUACCCUAGGCAAUCAGCACCCAAGAGGAGCAAGAUGGAUGCUUACAACAUCAUCAAGCACCCACUUACCACCGAAUCAGCAAUGAAGAAGAUCGAAGACAAUAACACAUUGGUCUUCAUCGUCCACCCUCGCUGCAACAAAUACCAGAUUCGCUCGUCAGUCAAGAAAUUGUAUGAUAUCGAUGUGGCCAAAGUCAACACACUUAACCGCCCCGAUGGUCAGAAGAAAGCUUACGUUCGAUUGGCACCAGACUACGAUGCAUUGGAUGUCGCCAACAAGAUCGGAAUCAUUUAAACGAAUCGUUGGUUGUUGUGGGUCGAUUUCCGGGAAAGUGGCGUUAUGUUGUAUCCUUUUUCGAUCGAUUACACAACCCAAGUUCCAUGGA
Molecule: messenger RNA, 1231 nt
Organism: Daphnia magna
Lineage: Eukaryota; Metazoa; Arthropoda; Branchiopoda; Diplostraca; Daphniidae
Gene: RpL23A
Product: transcriptional regulatory protein AlgP
Exons: 4
Coding region: 136-1140 (334 amino acids)
Biological process (GO): translation; ribosomal large subunit assembly
Cellular component (GO): cytosolic large ribosomal subunit; ribosome
Molecular function (GO): structural constituent of ribosome; rRNA binding
Source: RefSeq, a predicted model, not a curated record